Messenger RNA from Vitis vinifera (wine grape), 2207 nucleotides. RefSeq lists its product as uncharacterized. Bases 1 to 2022 code for a protein of 673 amino acids. NCBI's taxonomy places the organism in Eukaryota, Viridiplantae, Streptophyta, Magnoliopsida, Vitales, Vitaceae. The record is from RefSeq and is a predicted model, not a curated record. The transcript has a single exon.
AUGGCUACCACCGCCGGCGCUGCUGCCGCCGUGCUUCUCCUUCUUCUCACUGCUACCACUACCAUUUCCUUAUCGUCUCCGAUCCUGGGUCUGGACUCAUUCCUGAGCCAACAAUCUCGGUUGGAUCCACAAGCCACCAACGACUCCUUCCUCUCACUUCCCUCCCACCUCAGAAAAACCCUCUUCUCCGCCACUACCCAUCAUCGCCACCUCAUCUCCUCCCUCCAACUCUCCCUUUCUGUCUCCCUCCAUGUCAUCCUCGUCGGCCCUUCAUUUCCAUCGGACGCGCCCUCUCUUCUUUCCUCUUUCCUCUCCGCCGUCUCCUCCUCCGACCACUUCCACGUGAUCUCCCCCUUCUCCACAGACCACCGCCACCUCACCAAACACUCCCUCCACCUCGACGUGUCUCUCUCUCCUCCCUCCCUCUCUUCUCAAGUCUCCGAUGCCCUUCGCUCCCAAAUCUCUAAUACGCCCAAUUCCCUCCGAUCCUCUCUCAUCUCCAUCCCCUACGCCGCCGUCGACAACAUCAUCAGACAACACUUCGAAAAGGAGAAACCCCAUCAAGAGGUGUACAUCUAUUUGCUCAAUUUGGGUCCUCAAUCCAAAUCCUACGCCUACAACUACGGAUCCGGCGAGUCCUCCCCCGCCUUCACCAAGUGUUUCGGCAGUCUCUGGACCGGAAAAGAUCGGUACUUGUGGGUGGAUUUGGCUGCCGGGCCUGUGGACUACGGGCCGGCGUUAUCCGGUGAUGGGGUUCUGCCCAGAGGCGAGUUUCAUCCUUUGGCGUCGUUGCACGGCCGACCCAAGUCGCAGAAGGCCUUGCUUGCGGACUUCGCAUCAUUGGUCUAUAGCGCCUAUCAGGUUCUUGUUGUGCCCUCCUUGAGAAUUCCUGUGCCUUUUGAGAAUUCAUUGAUUGUUCAGUUUAUACAUGUUCAUGGGGACUUGAAUAUGGACUCUAAUGGGUUGGAUUGGCAAUCAAUAGAGAGGACUUUUAUGGAUGAGGUUAAUGACGGUGGAUUAUUGUUGGGGGAUCAGUCUUUGCGGUUUAAGACUUAUGAGUUGAGAUAUGCUGAUUGCGCCAUCUGUUCUUUCGCAAUUUCGAGGUCGACUAAUUCAUAUACUUCGAGGUUCUUGUUUGAUAACUAUACUUUGAUUGUUAGUGAGUAUUUGGACUCUAAGCGUUUGCAUCAGAUAUUGUCGGACUCGGCUGAGGAGUUUAGGAGAUUUGCAAACAUACCGGAAGAGGACUUUGGUAGGGUUCUGCCGGUUUAUGUGUUUGAUUUGGAUCACAAUGCACUGUUGUUACUUGAUCGGUAUCACCAGUCUGUUGCUUUUAAGGAUAUGGUUAUUGCUGUUAGAACAAGGAAUACGCAGACUGUGAGUGAUUAUAGUUGUAAUGGGCGCCAUAUGUUUACUCAAACACGAGAGCUUGAGAGGCCACUGGUUGGUUCAAUCCUGCAGAGUAUGUGGGGAGUGUCGCCGACCCAUUUGUCAUGGAGUCCAAGGCAUAAUAGCACUUUAGUUGAUUAUACAUGGAGUGUUGGACAGACUCCUUUUGGGCCAUUCUCGGAGACCUUAUCAUUGUCCUUUGUGCAGAAAGAUGCAGCCCGGAGAAACAUUCUUCUGACAUCAUUGAAUUACAGCCUUACAAGUGCUAUUGAUGUCCUAGAAUCCAUAGCUGCUCAUGGCGGGGAAAGGAAUCUUCUUAAACAUAAUCGUCAUGUUGAGUUUGUACAGAGGUGGAACUUAUUCAAGUACAAGUUAGACAAAGCAGUUUCUUCAUUGUCUCAUUUCGAUUUUGAAAUGGCUUUGUAUUUCUUGAGGUCUUCAGAUCAUGAUCUGUAUGCAAUUCACUCUCUUGUUUAUCAUGCAUCACAAGAAAUGGAGGCAUCGCUGGUUUGUUUCAAGGACCCCCCAUUUCCGUGGGCUUCAUUUUCUGGAUCUGUAGUAGUUGUUUUUGCUCUCUUUUAUGUUUAUACAAAAAGAGACAAACUUUUUAGAAACAAAAGGAAGCAAUUUUGAAGGCUUUUGAUGGAUAAGAACCUUGUAACAGUUGAAUUCAAUAUGACAUAUGUAUUUCUGUGAGAGGUAACUUACAAGCUCGGAAACCAGUAUUCAGUUUGACUAGAAAUGUAUUGCAAUUAGAACAAGCAUUUUGCAUUAUUUCCUAUUUCUUCUCAAGCCUCACCGAAUAUUUGUUUGGUUCA